GGCUUAUUAUUCAGGCAAUCUCCAGCUACUCUUUGCCUCUCUUAAUUGUAGAGCCUACACUGUACGCUCACUUCACACCCAGGACAGGACAGGACAGGGAAGGAAGUCAAGACAACGGGACAUAUAUAGCCGUAGAAUUGUAGUUGGUUGGAGCAUUGCUUCUCCGUGCUGAGGUCUUCUCCCCUCCCCGCGCGCCUCCACUUCGAUCUUGCCUGAGUUCCUGCAUAGGGGAGGAGAGGAGUCGGAGAGGAGUGGGAGGGGGAAGCAAUCCAAGGAGAGCUCGAUGGCGGGCGGCGGCGUGUCGGCGCUGGGCGUGAAGAAGGAGCGGGCGGCGGAGUACAAGGGGCGCAUGACGUGGGCCGUGGCCAUGGCCUGCCUCGUCGCCGCCGUCGGGGGCUCCAUCUUCGGCUACGACAUCGGGAUCUCCGGAGGAGUGACCUCCAUGGAUCCAUUCCUCGAGAAGUUCUUCCCGGUGGUGUUCCGGCGCAAGAACUCCGGACACCAGAAUAACUACUGCAAGUACGACAACCAGGGCCUGUCGGCAUUCACCUCCUCUCUGUACCUGGCCGGCCUCGUCUCCUCCCUCUUCGCCUCGCCGGUGACGAGGAACUACGGCCGGCGUGCCAGCAUUGUCUGCGGCGGCAUCAGCUUCCUCAUCGGUGCGAUCCUCAACGUGGCGGCCGUGAACCUCGCGAUGCUCAUCCUCGGGCGAAUCAUGCUCGGCGUCGGCAUCGGCUUCGGCAAUCAGGGCGUGCCGCUGUACCUGUCGGAGAUGGCGCCGGCGCACCUGCGGGGCGCGCUGAACAUGAUGUUCCAGCUCGCGACGACGCUCGGCAUCUUCACGGCGAACAUGAUCAACUACGGCACGCAGAACAUCAACCCCUGGGGGUGGCGUCUCUCGCUGGGCCUCGCUGCGGCGCCGGCGCUGCUGAUGACCGUGGGCGGGAUGCUGCUGCCGGAGACGCCCAACAGCCUCAUCGAACGCGGGCGGUCCGAGGAGGGGCGGCGCGUGCUGGAGCGCAUCCGCGGCACGUCCGACGUCGACGCCGAGUUCACGGACAUGACGGAGGCCAGCGAGCUGGCCAACACCAUCGAGAACCCGUUCCGGAACAUCCUAGAGCGGCGCAACCGGCCGCAGCUGGUGAUGGCGGUGUGCAUGCCGGCGUUCCAGAUCCUGACGGGCAUCAACUCGAUCCUGUUCUACGCGCCCGUGCUGUUCCAGACCAUGGGCUUCGGCGCCGACGCGUCGCUCUACUCCUCCGUGAUCACCGGCGCCGUGCUCUGCCUCUCCACGCUCAUCUCCAUCGGUACAGUGGACCGCCUCGGCCGGAGGAAGCUCCUCAUCAGCGGCGGCAUCCAGAUGAUCGUGUGCCAGGUGAUCGUGGCGGUGAUACUGGGGGUGAAGUUCGGGACGGACAAGCAGCUGUCGCGGAGCUACUCGAUCGCGGUGGUUCUGGUGAUCUGCCUGUUCGUGAUGGCGUUCGGGUGGUCGUGGGGGCCGCUGGGGUGGACGGUGCCGAGCGAGAUCUUCCCGCUGGAGACGCGGUCGGCGGGGCAGAGCAUCACGGUGGCCGUCAACCUGUUCUUCACCUUCAUCAUCGCGCAGGCGUUCCUGUCGCUGCUGUGCGCCUUCAAGUUCGGCAUCUUCCUCUUCUUCGCGGGGUGGAUCACCGUCAUGACUGUGUUCGUGUAUAUCUUCCUGCCGGAGACCAAGGGCGUGCCCAUCGAGGAGAUGGUGCUGCUAUGGAGGAAGCACUGGUUCUGGAAGAAGGUGAUGCCGGACAUGCCGCUUGAGGACGGGUGGGGAGCAGGAGACGGUGAGCGUGCGGAGAACAAGAAUCACAACUGAAAAUCGUAUGUAAUGUGCAUUGUUCAUUAGAUGUAUGAAACAGUUAACAUGUAGGUGGAGAUGAUUGGAGGAGGAAUGCCUUUUUAUACGCAGAAAUGCAGUUUAUGUUUAUGCUAUAA
Molecule: messenger RNA, 1968 nt
Organism: Lolium rigidum
Lineage: Eukaryota; Viridiplantae; Streptophyta; Magnoliopsida; Poales; Poaceae
Product: sugar transport protein 7-like
Exons: 4
Coding region: 284-1849 (521 amino acids)
Biological process (GO): monosaccharide transmembrane transport
Cellular component (GO): membrane
Molecular function (GO): monosaccharide transmembrane transporter activity
Source: RefSeq, a predicted model, not a curated record